This is a messenger RNA of Drosophila hydei, 3438 nucleotides long. It is a transcript of the gene Pgant1, whose product is annotated as polypeptide N-acetylgalactosaminyltransferase 1. Lineage: Eukaryota; Metazoa; Arthropoda; Insecta; Diptera; Drosophilidae. The record is from RefSeq and is a predicted model, not a curated record. The transcript has 6 exons. Bases 1006 to 2817 code for a protein of 603 amino acids. Gene Ontology annotation, cellular component: Golgi apparatus.
UGUUUUAUAUAUUUUAUGAACAGAAUUCGUUUAUGUAAAAAAACGGCUGUAUACAAAAAAUGGUAUUAACUUGUUUACAUUCAAAUCUUCGCGCACUAUGAUUAAACAGCACCAUUUUGCGCGCUUUACAACACACUAGUUAAAUGUGGUGUUGCCAGAUGGCUUUAAAAAUGUCAAGCAGCAUUCAGCAGCAGACAGUCACUGUUUACAAUAACUAACAAAACUAAGAAAUUAAGUAACAAAACUAAGAAAAUUAAGGAACAAAAACUCUACUGCAUACUGUUCGGUAACGCGCAAUUGUUUUCCAUAUGCUGAACGCAUCCAUACACUUGCUAACAGGUGGCAACGCCGCAUCACCUGCUAGUCGUUCAUCAGUGUUUUUAUAUUUUCACCGAGCAAUAUUUAAUUAAAAAACAAGUACCAGAUGUGCUAAUUGAAUACAAAAUCUUGCUUAAAAUGGGUGCAAUAGGUGACUUACUCUAAAUAUGUGUAGCUGCAUGGAUAGCACAAAAGUGCACAAAAGCAACAGAAGAAGAAGCAACAGUUAAGCCAUAUACACACACAAACAUAUAUAAAACCAAAAGCACAAACACACACACUCACACACACAUAGAUAGUUAGGUGCGAGCUAUGGGCGGCGCGCAGAGGACGGACAGCAUAAGCAACCGCGCGACUAGAAUUAACGUUUAGUCUAGUUUAAGCCACAGACGCCACAUCACAUAGUAAGCGCAAGUGCUUAUACGAAAAAGUAUAUAAAAAAGAAAAAAGUAUAUAAAUAAACUAAAAAUAAACUUGUACGUAAGCUGCGGGUGCGGAGGCAACAACAACAUAUGCAUCGAGCUGCGCAACAAAUGAAGCAAACAACCAGCAGCAACAGCAGCAGCAGUAGUCUAUGGGCCACGUCCACGCUGCAGCGUUGUAAUUGAAAGUGAACCGUGCUACCUCAACAAGCAGGAACACCUACACUCAUACACACACACAUUCACUCACACACACAGAAGCAACAUGCUGCCUCGGUUUCGUUCCUUCUAUGGCAAAAUAAUAAUAUUUGUGCUGGUGGCUCUAUGCUUUAUACUCUAUCUGAAAGUUCAACCAGCUGGCGAAGAUUUGCCAUUGCCCGUUAGAGCGAGACAGGGGCCAGCUCAGCUGCGUGCGCGAGCGAGAGCGCAUGAGAAGUAUCCUGAAGAUGAGCAGGAGAAUGAAAUAAAACCCGUUACCAUAUCGCCAUAUGAGCAGAGCAUACAGUUAGAUCUAGAAAAGCAGGAUAAGACUUUGGGCAACAGAGGUGUUGCCGUGCAUCUGAAUGGCGCAGCCAAGGCGCGUGGAGACAGGAUCUACAAGAAGAUAGCACUGAACGAGGAGCUGAGCGAGCAGCUCUCCUAUAAUCGCACCGUGGGUGAUCACCGUAAUCCGCUGUGCCUGAAAGAGAAAUACGAUGAUCCCAGCACAUUGCCCACUGCCAGUGUCGUCGUUAUAUUCUAUAAUGAGCCAUACUCUGUGCUGGUACGCACGGUGCACAGCACGCUGAACACCUGCAACCAGGAGGCGCUGAAGGAGAUCAUUCUGGUGGAUGACGGCAGCGACAAUGCCGAGCUGGGUGGCAAACUGGAUCACUAUGUGAGAACACGUUUUCCCCCAGGCAAAGUGACAAUUCUUCGCCUCAAGAAUCGCUUGGGUCUGAUACGCGCUCGAUUGGCCGGCGCUCGGAUUGCCAGCGGCGAUGUGCUCAUCUUUCUGGACGCUCACUGCGAGGCGAACGAGGGCUGGUGUGAGCCACUGCUGCAGCGCAUCAAGGAUUCGCGCACAAGUGUCCUUGUGCCCAUUAUCGAUGUGAUCGAUGCGAAUGACUUUCAGUACAGCACCAACGGCUACAAGUCCUUCCAAGUGGGUGGCUUCCAAUGGAACGGCCAUUUCGACUGGGUUAAUCUGCCAGAUCGUGAGAAGCAGCGACAGAUCAGGGAAUGCAGUCAGCCAAGGGAGAUUUGUCCCGCCUACAGUCCGACCAUGGCGGGCGGUCUAUUUGCCAUGGACAGACGCUACUUCUGGGAGGUGGGCAGCUAUGAUGAGCAGAUGGAUGGCUGGGGUGGCGAGAAUCUAGAGAUGUCCUUUAGAAUCUGGCAGUGUGGCGGCACCAUUGAGACAAUACCCUGUUCCCGAGUGGGUCACAUCUUCCGUGACUUCCAUCCCUACAAAUUCCCCAAUGAUCGUGAUACUCAUGGCAUCAACACCGCUCGCAUGGCUUUGGUUUGGAUGGAUGAAUAUAUAAACGUGUUCUUUUUGAAUCGACCCGAUCUGAAAUUCCAUCCAGACAUUGGCGAUGUUACGCAUCGCGUUGUGCUGCGCAAGAAGUUGCGCUGCAAGAGCUUCGACUGGUACCUGAAGAACGUGUAUCCGGAGAAAUUUGUGCCCAACAAGAAUGUCAAGGCGUGGGGCAAAAUAAAAGCAGUCAAUUCAAAUUUGUGCCUGGACGAUUUGCUCAACAACAAUGAGAAGCCCUACAAUCUGGGUCUAUAUCCCUGUGGCAAGGCGCUGCAAAAGUCACAGCUCUUCUCCUUCACCAACAAUAAUGUGCUGCGCAAUGAGCUGAGCUGUGCGACAGUGCAGCACAGCAGCUCUCCACCGCAUCGUAUUGUGAUGGUGCCCUGCCUGGAGAACGACGAUUAUAACGAGCAGUGGAGGUACGAGAAUCAGAGGCUGGUGCACAGCAACACAGGACUGUGCCUCGACCAUAGCGGGCUGAAGAGCAUGGACGAUGCACAAGUCGAGAAAUGCGAUCAGUCCAGUGACACACAGCGUUGGAUCAUUACACACGAAUGAGCCACAAACGCUUCUCGUACCAAGCGAGCCAGCGGACCAAGCCAAUUGUAACAGAGAGAAACUGACUAAGCGUAGCGCCGUGCAACGCUUUUUAACUACAGACUCAACUAGAAACGCAACAAAACGUGUAAAUACGAACUAAAAAGAAAACAAAAGGAUAGAAUCAUAUAUAUAUAUACAAAUAUUUUCUAUAUAAUAUAUACACUAUAUAGAACGCGUAAGUCGUAGUUAGUGAAUAUCAAAGGAGAACAGAUCAACACAAAUCAAAAACAAGUCAAAGCAUAUUAACAGAUUCAUUAUGUGUUGUGCGUUUGUUGUGUAAAAAGAAAAAUGAAAAUACUAGAACAAGUUGUAUAGAUCUACAUUAUAUAUAUCUGUUUAUGUGCAUAUAAUUCCUAUGUAAAGCUUGAAUAAUUAUAAUUGCUAUGUGAUCAUCAAAUGAUAAAUCCAUCAACAAAAACAAAUGAUAUUUAUAAUAACACUCGCAUUCCGAAACAACUCUCGAAUAACCAAACGUCUUAUCGUAAAGAAAAAAGCAAAAAAUGCAAUGCAAAGAAAAUGCAGAAAAUCCCCAAAAGCGUUGUAAAGCAUUUAUCAACUAUAAAAAAUCACUAUUUUUGC